Messenger RNA from Vigna unguiculata (cowpea), 2122 nucleotides. RefSeq names its product WRKY DNA-binding protein 27 (gene WRKY27). Gene Ontology annotation, cellular component: nucleus. Gene Ontology annotation, molecular function: DNA-binding transcription factor activity; transcription cis-regulatory region binding. Gene Ontology annotation, biological process: regulation of DNA-templated transcription. NCBI's taxonomy places the organism in Eukaryota, Viridiplantae, Streptophyta, Magnoliopsida, Fabales, Fabaceae. The record is from RefSeq and is a predicted model, not a curated record.
CAACUCAUUCAGUGCUCCACCAACCCCUCUUCUUUCUCUUCCCAUUCACCUCCAAAAGUCAGCGCCACCAUUUUUUUUUUCUCAGGAAAACAAAAACUACACUCUCUUUGCUCUGCAUACAUGGAUGAGGACUGGGAUCUCUUCGCCAUCGUGAGAAGCUGCCAAUCAAAUACUUCCACCGCAGCAAUUCCAGAAACCACCACCAAUACUACUUCAUCUUCUCUCCUCACUUCCAUUGUAGAGGAAGAUAGAUACGAUGCAUUUUCCUUUCCCAAUACAGUGGAACCCAUAACCAACGACUUCCACGAGCUGCACCAAUUGUUUUCACCCUUUAACCCCACCACUACCCUUAGUGCUCCUGGCAUCAAUCCUAAUUCCCCUUAUUUUGCACAACAGGAAAGCCAGCAAAUCAGUGACCACCUUCCCCUUUGGCCUCAUUUUGUGCCAGAACCCUCCACCCCCAGCUUCAAUAGAUUCCCUCACCAUCAACAACACCAACACAAUCAACUACACUCACUUCACAAACACGAAUUUCAUACACCCCACAACAAUUCACCCACACUUUCACCAAACACACAACCUCAAACACCCAAAUCAAGAAAAAGAAAAAGCCAACAGAAGAAAAUGGUGUGCCAGGUAACCGCAGAUAACCUCUCGGCAGAUUUGUGGGCAUGGCGAAAAUACGGACAAAAACCAAUUAAGGGUUCUCCUUAUCCAAGGAAUUACUAUAGGUGUAGCAGCUCCAAAGGUUGUAUGGCUCGAAAACAAGUUGAACGGAGUAACACCGAAACCGAUAUGUUCAUCGUUACGUACACCGGCGACCACUCGCAUCCCCGGCCAACCCAUCGGAACUCGCUCGCCGGAAGUACUCGAAGUAAAAAUCCGACGACGAAUCCGCCGGCUUUACCCGGGUCACUCUCCUUCCAAGCCGCCCCCUUUUCUUCUUCUUCUUCUCCGCCACUCUCUCCAACGUCGCCGUCGGAAGAUCCACAGGAAGCCGGCGAUGUGGAACCUGACCCGGACAUGGAAACCGACAUGGACGAUGACGGUGACAUCCGAUGACCCCAUCACCGCCUUCUUGUGCAGCAAGUUUUGCAUCGAAGUGACGUCGUCUCGUACUCUGGCUGGAAGAAAAAAAACCGGUUGGGUUUUGACUUCUUUCGAACCGGUUUCAAAUCAUGUGCUGUUCGGAUCUCCUGGACCGGUUUCAGUUCACGUGAUUGCGCCGUUGAAUUAUUACCUUCAUCGGUGACCGUAGGAUCAUAAUUGUAUGUGGAUCGUCUGAUUCUCAUCCUCCAAAUCGAAGCCGUCACAGUUGGAUCCUUGGCGUAGUUUUGUUCCUCGAGAAUCUGCCACCUAAGAUCAGCCACGUGGGUAACCUCAGACCUAGUAUCUGCCACGUAAUUUUAUAGCUUUUAUACAUCAAAUUUUAUUUCCUCAGUAAAUAUAAUGAAAAUGAUUGUUAUUAAUAAACAAUAAGAAUGAUCAAUAAAGAGAAUAAAUUUAAUGUAUAAUUCAAUUCAACCAAGUAAAUUGAAUAAAUUAUUUUUCUAAUACGCGUGAUUAGGUUGAAAGGAUCUUAUAUUAAGAAUGAGAAUAAGGAAAUAACAAAUACAUUAUCAAGAAAACAAAACAGAGAUUAUUUUUUGUUUAAUAAGAUUGGUGAAAAAGUCAAACCUAGAAGUUUCUACAUCAUUGUGCACACGGCAAAACAUGACGCCGGAGCACAUACAAUCUAAAAUUGAUACGAAGUUUAAUCUGAAUUUCUGUGAUAUUUUUUAAACAUUAUGAUUCCGAUUGUGUAAAUAAGGCAAAAUACAAAUGUUUCAUACCCACCCAAAUGAAAGUUAUGGGUUUCAGGUUGAUUGUGAUAUAUUCUUGGGACCAAUUUCUCUAAACUUUUCUUAUAAGCAUGUUUGAUUCAUAGAUUUUAAUGUAGCUUGGUUAAACUCAGCAUUUGGUGGUGAAACUAAACCUAACAAGAUAGGAUCAAAUUUCGAGAAGAAGGAAAGAAGAAUGAUGUGUUUUACGAUGAGUGUUGAAGAGGGUGAACGUGAUACAUCAAAUGCUUUUGUUAAAUGGUGGUUACAUGACGCAAUGCAACAUGGACGUUAAGUCUAAA